AUGGAUAGAGCCCCGAUUCCGCAAAAGUGUCCUCUACCACCAUUUGAAUGUUACGAUGGGUCCAGCGAUCCCGCAUCCCACCUUCGUUAUUAUAACCGCGUGUUAGCACGAUGGGAUCAAGACGACGUGGUACUCUGCAGAUAUUUCCCCUUCAGCCUCAAAGUAUCGACACUAGUAUGGUUUGAUUACUUACUACCAAACUCCAUCAACUCAUACAGCCAACUAACCGAGAAAUUCUUGAGGACGUACAUGUACAAUAAAACUGUCAACGCUGGAAUGGAUAAGCUUUUCUCAUUAGCCAUCGGGUACAAUGAAACUAUCAAGGAAUAUACUGACAAGUGGCAUAAGAUCUGUCAGGCAAUUGGGAACGUGGAUCCGGUAGUCAUGAUCAACUUCUAUAAGUGGGGAUUAGACAUGAUGAGUCCUCUAUUCGUCGAAAUUCCUGGAAGUGUUCCCACAACCGACGGAGAUCUCCAGAUAAUCAUCGAAAAGCAUACCAAUUUAGAGGAGAGUCAACGGGAAAAUCCUAGAGCUCAAACCCAAAGACCUCAUCGUACCAAUUCGGUAGGGCAAGCCAGCGGGUCCAAGCGAAGCUAUUCAAUGGAUCGUUCCAAUGAAGAAAGAAGAGGACGAAAUAGGACUAGCGACGUGAUGAUCGGAAAUCCGAAGAUCAAGUUUUCACCAAACUCAAGUCAGCUACAGUCGAGUUCUGAGAGAAAUCAAGGGUCGAAAAAUUUGGAAUGGCCAUGGUCCAAGGGAAAGCAACCACCAAGAUCUGAAAAUCGAGAGAAUACUGUGAAUACCAUUGCUUCAAUGGCCAUCAAAAUGAGAAAUGAAAAGAUCUCAAGAUUAUGA
This is a messenger RNA of Papaver somniferum (opium poppy), 855 nucleotides long. RefSeq lists its product as uncharacterized. The transcript has a single exon. Lineage: Eukaryota; Viridiplantae; Streptophyta; Magnoliopsida; Ranunculales; Papaveraceae. The record is from RefSeq and is a predicted model, not a curated record. The coding region runs from base 1 to 855 and encodes 284 amino acids.